AUGACUCUUCUAUAGUAUCCAAAAUCCAUCCAUUCUAUCCUACACUACUAGUUGUGUCAGCCAAGUCGAUUGGGGCCUAACUCAGUCGAGCUUUUCCAUUCGUCGGAUGUGUACGCGUUCCGUUGGAUACCUACACAGUAAAAAUAAAGACCGGAUAGUCUUCUUAUUAUAGUCAAGUCAAAUCUCUCUUCUCAAGUCAAAGUUAGUUCUUGAAUUUCUUAUAGAUACGAACGAUAUACGAGUUUAUAAGAAUCUAUCUUUUUUUUUUUGUAAAAAGAUACUUUUUGUAUCUCAUAAAUACUCGUAGUUUGGAGCCAUAUAGAAUAUUACAAAGAAUUUUCAACGGUAUCCAAUUACAAAUAUAUGCAAGUGUGAUUUGAUAGAUAUUGUAUCUUUUUAUUAAAUCUUAAAUAAAUAAAAAGUAUAUUAUUGUGCUCUUGAAGAUUUAUAAAUCUUUUUUUCUUCAUCUUAAAAAAAAAAAAAAAAUAAAAAAAUUGUGUGAGCGGAAAACAUCUCACUUGAUAUAAACCGGUUAAAAAAUAAAACAACAACAACAAAUAAAAUAAAAAUAAAAUUAAUUGAUCAAGUCGAGCUUGAGUUAAGUUUGAGUCCAGUGAGUCGUGCCUCUGCUCUCGUUCAAGGAGAAAGAAAUUAUACUUACUUACUUUUUUUUUGUUUUUGUAUUUUUGCUCUUCCAUUCCAACUAACUAACCAUCCAUUCAUCCGUAUUAAAUCGUGUUGGUGGCUCUGCUGGCCUUCCUUGCAAUAUCUCGAUUUUCUGUGACUGUGACGAGAGAGAAUUAAAAAAAAAAAAAAAAUUUAUAAAAAAAAAAAAUUUUUAUAAAAAAAAAUUUUUUUUUUGUUAAAUUAAAUAAAUAAUAAAUAAACAAAAAUUAAUUUUGUGUGUGUUUUCUUCUUCUGUAUUAUUCAACGUUGAUUCGCAUAGUCUCGAAUAACGUAUGAAGUGUGGAGAUGAGAUAAAAAAAAAUUAGCACUCAAAUUCAACUCAGUGAAAAAGCAAAAAAAAAAAAAGAUACAAAAAUUCGAAAUAAAAAUAAAAGAAGAAAAAAAAAAAAGUUAACGGAAAGUCCGAAGAUCGAGAGAAAGAACGAAUCGAAAUAAAAAGAUACAAAAAAAAAAAAAAAAAAAAAAUAAAUAAGAUUGUCAAAAUCGGUCACCUAAAUUUUUUUUGGUUUUGGCCCCAAAUUAUUAUCACCGUUAAAGACAUAAAUAAAUCGUCAGAAAAGAGCUAUCGUUUUUCCAAACCAUUGACGACGAGUGUGCCCUGACCAUUAUACUUUUUUUUCUUGAAGAUUGCGCUUCUUCCAGGUGUUGGCUGUUGUUGAACUAAUUUAAUAAAAGAUACCAAAACAACUCAAUCGAAUGCAAUUAAACGCUGCAUCAACGACUGAAUCUUCUCCCCAAUCAGCAAUUUCCUCCUGUCCCGCCACCUCGGCCUCAACUUCUUCUGCCGCUCCAUCCUCUAGCCAUCAUUUCGAAUUACUUCGUUACUCUUCAUCCCCGUCCUCAUCAUCACUUGCAUCCACUUCACAACACCACCAACAAUUAUCAUCAUCAUCAUCAUCGACACCACCGCCACGCCAACCAGCUGUCAGCCAAUGAAAAAUACAUUUGAUUAAUGUUAACUUCGCGCGAAUCAAAGUGUUUUCAUUAUUUCAGAAAGAAGCGAUGGCCGCUACAGAUGGCCAAAUAAUAUUGGCAGCAUCCCGUUUCGGCGAUACAAUACCGGUCUACCUGCGCGAUUUUUCCAAACAGCAAUUACCAGCUGUAGCGAAAAUUGUCAAAGGUCAACAUCAGAAUUUAGGUGUACCAACUUUAUCAAACCCUUCAUUGCAAAGUACUGCCUUAUUUCUGAGUGCUGGCAAAAAGUACCAAAUUCUAGCACAACCGAUCAAGAUCAAAGAAGGCCGCAAACCGACAAAUGUCGGUGCUAAGGUGCUAAUACCCGAAACCUAUCCGGGUUAUUUUGAGUUGCUUAGUGAAGAUGGUCGAUCGACACGUUGCAUUGAUUCGGUAUUGGAAUUGUCGAAACGGCGUAAUUUGCGUGUUCUAGUUCGUGAGACUUUUCGAUGUACGCAAAUGAAUAAGACUAUUCAUGCGGGGGAAUUGUUGACAACUAUGAACGAGCAUGGCAAAUAUUUGCAGUGUCGAACGAUUAAGGACGAAAUCGUCAAUUUACCACUCGAAACCAAAGCUAAGUUUUCACCAAUUGCCAAGGAGGAUAGCAUUAGUGGGGUGCAUUCGGUGAAAAAUCUUUUACUCAAACGUAUGCCAGUUAUUGUUAGAUUAGUCCAUGGAAGUGCCCCGAAAGGCUUGAAGCAACCCUUUGUCCCUGAGCUGCGCCUGCUUGGCUGUGUGGAAAUUGAUCGAGUUUUUGCACUACCCCUGCAAAAGGACACCGACUUAGUGCCAGUACCGUUGAAUGCUAAAAUCAAGCUUCAGCGUUCGAAGAAUAUGGAACAGCUUGAGCAUUUCAUCGAAUACUCUCGAUUUUUGGACAAGGCACAGCGGCUGCUUUCCGAUGCUCGUGAUCGUUUACAAAUCGUCGAUAUGAAGCUUUCAGAGAAGGAGAAGAAAGACUCAAAAUUCAGCAGUCGAAAUAAGCUGCCAACGGUCUUGACAGCAUCCUCAGCGGGAGUUCUUGAAAACGGCUAUGUGUUGCGGAAGAGUGCCAGUCUUGAUUCGUACAGCAAGCAACAAAUGCAAUCGGCUACUCAAAUCGCUGAUGAAUACAACGAGAUCGAUCAUAUUUACGAUUAUGUUCGAGGGCUGACACCUUUGUCAAAGGGUUUGACCAGAUUCGAACCUAUCUGCGAAUCACCGACGCUAAAAUCUCAGGCAACAACUGACAGUGGCAAUUAUUGCAGUCUGAUACGUGUCAGCAGCACUAGUAACAGCCACAGUAACAACAACAACAUUAGCUCGAAUAAUAACAACAACAAUUAUAGCAGUUUAGAGUCGAAUAAACACAAUAGUAGUCAUCACAGUAGCAGUAAUCAUCACCAUAAUAAUCAUAAUCACCAUUCGAGUAGUAUCAACACUAACAACAAUAAUCACCAUCAUCAUCAUCAUUCAUCAACAUCUCAUCAACAACAACAUAAUCACAACAGCAACAGUAGUAAUAGUAACAGCAACAACAAUAAUAAUAAUCACAACCAGUCACAACAACAACAACAACACCCGCAACAAUCGCAAAUAAUCCAUCUACAAGCUCAUUAUAAUCACAGCCAUAUUCAGGAGGACAUUAAGCCCGUGCCACCGCCAAUUGAAACAAUUCCUGGCAAAAAGUUGCCAGAGAAACGACAACGGCCAACACUACCAAAGCUCUAUGUGAAAAAUAAUUCGUCGAGCAGUAGUCAUCAUUCUAAGGUUUUAAGUAAUUCACCAAAUUUAGUAAACGGUAAUUCACCAAUUAGCGCUGCCAUUAAUGGAAAUAAGGAUUGCGGUCUGGAGCCGCAGAGUCCAUUAUUUCACAUAAGAUAUAAAAGUCUUAGCAGUUUACAAUUAACUCCAGAUAGUAAUUCAACAACUCCGAUCUCAACAACUCCCAAAGGAAACCAACAACAAUCACAACUUCAGACAACAACAACAGCUCAGCUACAAUUACCAUUACAACAACAAGAUAUUAUUAAAAGUAGUAACAACAAUAUAAACAACAACAACAACAACAACAAUACCAACAACAACAAUCAGCUAUUAUUAUCAAAAAGUGCAAGUAGUACGGGUGGUGCUCGAGAAGGUACCUUAGAUUCGUCACGCAGUGGCGGACGAACUUCUGGCGAUUCCAAAUUACCCGAAAAAAAGACAAGACGUCUGUCGCGACCGCGCAGUCUAUCGAAUUUAGUUUGGGACUUGAGGCCAUCCAAAGAGAAGUCGAAAAAGAAAUUAUACAUUCAUCAUUUCGAUCAUCGCCAACAGGCGACAUUGUAUCUGUAGUAGGAUUAAUAAAAAAAAAAAACAUAGUUUUUUUUCUUCUUUUUUUUAAGCUUCCUUUUUCAUCGCUUUUGAAAACGACACAUAAAUAAAACGAUGACUGAACUCCAAGAAAAUGCAACUAAAAAAAAAAAAAAACUAGAGAAAAAAAAUCACCAUCCCACUUAAUCCCGAAAAAAUAUAAUCAA
Molecule: messenger RNA, 4142 nt
Organism: Episyrphus balteatus (marmalade hoverfly)
Lineage: Eukaryota; Metazoa; Arthropoda; Insecta; Diptera; Syrphidae
Gene: sano
Exons: 6
Coding region: 1690-3957 (755 amino acids)
Source: RefSeq, a predicted model, not a curated record